Fusarium keratoplasticum is the source of this 1602-nucleotide messenger RNA. Its product is annotated as DAO domain-containing protein. Gene Ontology annotation, molecular function: N,N-dimethylaniline monooxygenase activity; NADP binding; flavin adenine dinucleotide binding. Bases 1 to 1602 code for a protein of 533 amino acids. The record is from RefSeq and is a predicted model, not a curated record. The transcript has a single exon. NCBI's taxonomy places the organism in Eukaryota, Fungi, Ascomycota, Sordariomycetes, Hypocreales, Nectriaceae.
AUGAGUCCUUAUCUUACAAACGGACGCUCGCCGUCACCCGAUGAGCCUGUCAAGUUUGGGCCUGGCACCAAGGUUGCCGUCGUCGGCGCUGGAGUGAGCGGCAUCUGCACAGCCGCUUAUCUCCUCAAGAACGGAGCCGAUGUAACCGUCUUUGAACGAUCUGGGGUCACGUCCGGGGUAUGGCACUACGACGACAGGGCACCGACGACUACAAAGUACCCCAGCGAGAAGCCUUCGGCCGGCGACUAUGUGACUUCACUGCCUGGGCAGUUCCUACCAAAGACUGCCGACUUGAAAGCCAAGAACGGGGACAGUGCUCAUCCCCUCGAAAGCGAGGACUCUGAGACUCGUGAAGUCUCCUUUUCUCCACCGGGUCCGGCCUACUUUGGCCUACGAAACAACGUCCCUACAAGUCUACUCUACAGCAACCUUGGACCUUGGCCGAAAGGAACCGAGGAUAUUACCAGCCACGUCAACAUCCAAGACUAUCUUCAAGGACUCAGCAAGGAACACGGUGUUGAUGACGUGACGAUCUUCAACACUCGAGUCGAGGACGCCCAAAAGAGUGAGGAUGGAUCCCACUGGGCGAUAAGGACGAUAACCCACCUCAAAGGUGACGGCCAACCCCGAUUCCUCGAGAGAAACUGGAAAUUCGACGCUUUGGUCGUGGCAUCCGGUCACUACAACCUCCCUCGUAUCCCUGAUACACCUGGCCUUGCUGAGUGGAAGGCUCACUUUGGCGAUGCUAUCAUCCACACUAAGCAAUAUCGUCGCCCGGAAAAAUACGCCGGCAAGACGGUGCUCGUCAUUGGCGGUGGUGCUUCGGCAUAUGAUGUUUGUCGGGAGACGAGCGAGACUGCCAAGCGCGUGAUUCAGUCAACAAGGGGUGGUGAUUUCGAUUUGCCGCCUGCCAUGUUCCCAGAGUCUGUUGAACAUGUCGGUGGUAUUGAAAAGUUUGUCCUGGAGAAGGAUGAGUCUGAUGCUUCGGCGCCUGUGAAGAGCUACAUCUUGCUGAAGAACGGUGAGAAACUAGAGGGCGUCGAUGGUAUCGUCUUGGCGACUGGGUAUCUCACCUCUUAUCCUUUCCUCUCGCAAUACCAUGGAGAUGAUGUGCCUACGGACGAAGCAACGGAUGAUAUUCUCAUCACUUCAGAAGGAAACAUGGUGCACAACCUACACAAGGACAUCUUUUACAUUGAAGAUCCCUCACUCUCCUUCAUCGGUGUUCCUUACUACACGGCAACAUUCUCCCUCUUUGACUUUCAAGCCCAGGCUCUCGCACGAGUGCUGACAGGAAAGGUAACACUCCCAAGCCGUGCGUCAAUGAGGAAGGAAUACGAGAACCGCGUUGCACUCAAGGGACGUGGGCGGAAAUUCCACAGUUUGGCCGACGACGGUCUCGAGGUCGACUAUGUGAACGAUUUGCUGGAGUGGGUCAACUCGAGCCUUGUAGAUGACAAGACUGAGCCUCUGCUGGGGCAUUCCAAGGAGUGGCUUGAUACGUAUAGGACGGCGAGGGAGCAGAGAAAGUUGUUGCGUGUGGCCAAGGGUGUCGAGCCAGAGGGACUUUGGGCGAGGCCGAGUGACCUAGCGCAGGCUUAA